Molecule: messenger RNA, 462 nt
Organism: Exophiala aquamarina CBS 119918
Lineage: Eukaryota; Fungi; Ascomycota; Eurotiomycetes; Chaetothyriales; Herpotrichiellaceae
Exons: 2
Coding region: 1-462 (153 amino acids)
Biological process (GO): attachment of spindle microtubules to kinetochore; mitotic cell cycle
Cellular component (GO): mitotic spindle pole body; mitotic spindle midzone; mitotic spindle
Source: RefSeq, a predicted model, not a curated record
AUGAACGUAUCCAACACUGUCGGGAGCGCCUCGUCCCUCCUACGACACCCUCCUUCCACCUCCGUAUCUGGAUCACUCUCGAUGUCGAACACGCAAUCGCAGUCUCACCUACAUUCGCGCAUCGCCAGCAAACGAGCGGAGCUCGAGAACCUGCGGCAACUGCGCGACCUCAGUGCGGACCUAGCCACGCAACUCGCUGCCCUGGAGGCAAAGCUUGGGACACUGCGGGACGGCACGCAGAGCGUUGCCCUCGUGCUUGCGAACUGGGAAAAUGUCUUGCGCGCGAUAUCUAUGGCUGCUGUCAAAGUGCCGAGACCGACCGGAGACGAGCAGGUUGAGGGAGAACGCACGACGAAUGAUGGCAAGUUGGGAUCCAGGGAGAAGAAUACCGCGCCAGAACAAGAACUGCCCGUUCCACUUGUGAGGAUACCGAUACCACAAAAGACAGAGGAUGGCGGGUGA